Molecule: messenger RNA, 333 nt
Organism: Guyanagaster necrorhizus
Lineage: Eukaryota; Fungi; Basidiomycota; Agaricomycetes; Agaricales; Physalacriaceae
Exons: 2
Coding region: 1-333 (110 amino acids)
Source: RefSeq, a predicted model, not a curated record
AUGGCAAGUCUGCUCACCAUGUGGCAGUCGCCUAAUUCCUUAGACGAAGAACGAGAUGCUAAACGUCAGCGGACGAGCUCUCCAACAUCUGCAUUCGCUGAGGACGACGAUACAGCCGCAUACAUUGAAGAUUUUCAGCUGCUUCUAUUUGAGGUUUCAAUUUCUGCGGCGGAGAAUUCAAGAUAUGGUGAGGUUGUCGUUGAAGAACUGGAAGUCCCUGAAGACUCACCAGAUAUGAGUCAAUGGCUAUUCUUGUUCGGAUUGACGGAGCACCGUACCAUGAAACUGGCAGCUCUCGCCACUGAUCCACCGACGCCGAUGCCUUCGAAGUAG